Molecule: messenger RNA, 1008 nt
Organism: Copidosoma floridanum
Lineage: Eukaryota; Metazoa; Arthropoda; Insecta; Hymenoptera; Encyrtidae
Product: alpha- and gamma-adaptin-binding protein p34
Source: RefSeq, a predicted model, not a curated record
ACCGGGUUGUUGUAGUUUUUCUCUGCAAGCGUUUAUACAUUUUAUAAAUAUUUCCAUAUAAUUAUAUAAUCACUCAUUGGCUAUGGACAACGAAAAAGCAGAAAUGGAUUUGCCGCGUGUGUUAAUUGUGAGUUCGAAAAUGGACAACGCCAAGGAAAUAGCAAACAGUAUGAAAGCUAAAUACUUAUUGAGACAGGGCGAUGUUGAACAGUAUUUACUGGAUAUUGAUAAUAAGUAUUACACUGCCCAGAUAUUGCUGUGUACAACUGAAAAUUUGUCAAUUGAUGCUUCAGACUUUGAAGCUCUGUUACUUCACCAUGAUUUUGAAACGGAAGACACAUUAAAAAUGGUGGAAGAACAAAUAACAGCAAUUGUCACUCAAUCAACUGCAGAAGUACUAUUGCUACUUAGUAAUUCUAUCCCCAAUGUCAGUAUCAGAGAGAAAGUGAUAGGAUGGUGUGCAGCAAAAAAAUUUGAACUUAUUGAGUUAGAUCCUACGGAUAAGGAAAUUAUGGAUCUGGAAGAAGAUCAGAGCAACUACGGCAUUGCAAGAAUAAUUGAAGUUUUGGAAACGCAUGCAUGGCCAAACAUGAAUCUUAAAGUUGAUAGAAAAAAUACUGAGGUGCCUCAAUCUGAGAUAAACAAAGUUGAAGAUCAGCUGGAAAAUGUCCAACUAAAUACCUCCAAAGAUUUUUCAGAAUGCUUACAAAUGGAAAGCAUUCUUGAUGGAAUCAUGAAUAACGAAGAUGCAGAUUUUGGUGAAUUAUUUAGUCAUUUGAAAGCAAUGAAAGAGCAAACUGCUCAAAUGCCUUCGAAUCAAAGAAAAGUUGCUGCUGAACAAUUAGUGACAGCGUUUUGGAAAGCAAUAGGAGGAGAUCCCUCAGAAAUUGAUGAUGAGAACAUAGAAUAAGUCUUGUAAAUAGUGAGAAAGAUCUUAGGUAUUUGUAAUAUGACAACACAAAGCGUUUUGUUCGCCAUUCAUUUGGUCUGCAAGUAACAUCAUGAUUU